CUCCCAGGCUUGACUAUCAUUUCCAAUGCUCUAGUAAAUCAGAUUGGAAAGGUACCUCCGUCUAAUAAUUGACGGCGGUAGGUAGAGAGAGGUCAACUGCCCGGGUCGAUCCACCGCACAAAUCGGGCCAGACAAGUGGAUGGAAGGCUACAGACAGCCGACCCGACAACUAACUCCAGCUGUGGACUCUAGGCCCAUUUUUCAAAAACGGGUGGGCCCCGACACAUUCUCCGGACUCCAAACAUCGUAUGAAAUCCACUUCACAUUUUUCUCCCAUUAUCUUCUCCUCCCUCCCUAACAAAACCGUUCCAAUCUCUCUCGAUUUCUCGAUCCGUCUGCAAAUUCAAUUUCCAGAGAGAGAGAGAGAGAGAGAGAUGAGGGAGAUCAUAAGCCUGCACAUCGGCCAGGCCGGCAUUCAAGUCGGCAAUUCCUGCUGGGAGCUCUAUUGCCUUGAACAUGGAAUUCAGCCCAAUGGCAUGAUGCCUAGUGACACAUCAGUUGGUGUUGCAAAUGAUUCUUUCAACACCUUCUUCAGUGAAACUGGUUCAGGCAAACAUGUUCCUAGAGCUGUGUUUGUUGACCUCGAGCCAACUGUUGUGGAUGAAGUGCGAACUGGGACAUAUAGGCAACUGUUUCAUCCAGAGCAACUUAUUUCUGGUAAGGAGGAUGCUGCCAACAACUUUGCCAGGGGACAUUAUACAGUGGGGAAAGACAUUGUUGAUCUGUGCCUUGAUAGAGUGAGAAAAUUGGCCGACAAUUGCACUGGUUUGCAAGGAUUCUUGGUCUUUAAUGCUGUUGGUGGUGGCACAGGCUCUGGUUUAGGAUCCUUGCUUCUGGAGCGUUUGUCGGUAGAUUAUGGAAAGAAAUCAAAACUUGGAUUUACCAUAUAUCCAUCUCCUCAGGUAUCAACUGCUGUUGUUGAGCCAUACAACAGUGUCUUAUCCACACAUUCCCUCCUAGAACACACAGAUGUUGUUGUGCUUUUGGACAAUGAAGCAAUAUAUGACAUAUGCAGGCGAUCCCUAGACAUUGAGAGGCCAACUUACACAAACCUGAACCGUUUGAUAUCGCAAAUCAUCUCUUCAUUGACAACAUCUUUGAGGUUUGACGGAGCUAUUAAUGUUGACGUCACUGAGUUCCAGACCAACCUUGUACCUUAUCCUCGUAUCCAUUUCAUGCUUUCUUCUUACGCUCCUGUGAUCUCAUCUGCCAAAGCUUAUCACGAACAGUUGUCUGUUCCUGAGAUUACAAAUGCUGUUUUUGAACCAUCAAGCAUGAUGGCCAAGUGUGACCCAAGACACGGGAAAUAUAUGGCUUGUUGUUUGAUGUAUCGUGGAGAUGUUGUUCCAAAGGAUGUCAAUGCUGCUGUUGCUACCAUUAAGACAAAAAGGACCGUUCAGUUUGUUGAUUGGUGCCCUACUGGUUUCAAGUGUGGGAUCAACUAUCAGCCCCCAACAGUGGUGCCCGGAGGUGAUCUUGCACGGGUGCAGCGUGCAGUCUGCAUGAUAAGUAACAACACCGCCGUGGCUGAGGUCUUCUCCCGAAUUGACCACAAAUUUGACCUCAUGUAUAGCAAGCGCGCCUUUGUUCACUGGUAUGUUGGUGAGGGUAUGGAGGAGGGUGAAUUCUCAGAAGCCAGAGAGGAUCUAGCCGCCCUAGAGAAGGACUACGAGGAAGUUGGAGCUGAAGGCUGUGACGAUGAAGAAGAGGAUGGGGAUGAAUACUAAAAUCAGCCCACAAAGUCGAAAACUGAGUGACCUGUGAUUUGUUGGCUUGACAAAAAUAUAUCUUUUCCCUUUUGUGCCCCAUGUCACUAUUCUUAUGCAUGUUGUCUUCUGUGUUCAUGUGUUUUUCCAGUGGUGAUUCUGCAUUUGUCACGUCAUUGUUUAAUUCUAUUCCAUGAGCCAUUACUAUUGUUAAUGUGUAUUCUCUUUUCAUUUGUUUCAAGAAAAGAAAAUGUGUUGAUGUAAAUCAAUCCUUUUGGAAUAAAUAGUCGUGUAAUUU
This is a messenger RNA of Cuscuta campestris, 2004 nucleotides long. NCBI's taxonomy places the organism in Eukaryota, Viridiplantae, Streptophyta, Magnoliopsida, Solanales, Convolvulaceae. The record is from the annotation of a GenBank genome assembly.